GAUGGUGAAAAGUCCUGCCAUGAGUGUCACCUUUCUUUAAAAAAAAACGUCGAUCAAACUGGCAAAAUCCGUAGGAGACCCACUUGUCAGCUAACCACCCCUUGCAGUCAUCCGCACCAGGGCACCACCACCACUCCAGAUGUUCUAGAACUAUCAGGCGGCUUCCUCCCCCUAACCGCAACAGUUAAAACGCCGUAGCAACUAGCAACGCUACCACAGUGCGCGCUUGAAGAUAGUGUCAUUUGCAGUUCCCGGUAGCAGCCAUGGCGUCGGUGCAGCUGUCUGGGCCGCGGGUGGUGGCGGCUGCGAAACCGGCUGCGUUGGGCGGGCUCCUCCUGACGCCGUCCCUUGCGGUGCCAAAGGGGCGGAGGGCCAGGGGCCUCGUGGUGAGGGCCGCCACGGUCGUGUCACCUAAGUAUACGUCCAUAAAACCAUUGGGAGACAGAGUACUUGUGAAGAUCAAAACCUCUGAGGCUAAAUCUGAUGGAGGUAUUUUACUUCCAGUAUCAGUUCAGACAAGACCACAAGGAGGGGAGAUUGUUGCGGUUGGAGAAGGGAGAAGUUUUGGAAGUAACCGCAUUGAGAUCAGUGUUCCGGUUGGUGCACAAGUUGUCUACUCGAAAUAUGCAGGCACAGAAUUGAAAUUCAAUGACGCCGACCAUCUCAUUUUGAAAGAAGAUGACAUAAUUGGUAUUCUUGACAGUGAUGAUGUGAAGGAUAUGAAACCACUGAAUGAUCGCAUUCUGAUUAAGGUUGCUGAAGCUGAAGAACGAACUGCUGGUGGUUUGCUAUUGACGCAGGCAACUAAGGAGAAACCUUCUGUUGGAUCAGUGGUAGCCGUUGGCCCAGGGCCGUUGGGCGAGGACGGCAGCAGGAAUCCCCUGUCGAUCACUCCUGGAAGCAACGUGAUGUAUUCCAAGUAUGCGGGGAGUGAGUUCAAGGGCGAGGACGGUGAGUACAUCGUGCUCAGGGCGUCUGACGUGAUGGCUGUUCUUUCCUGAUCCCCAAACCAUACAGCGCCAGGUGCGCGAUAGGAAGUUUUGAUGUUGAGGCCGAACCUUAUCUUUUAUUUGCUCUUGUUUGGAAUUGGUGGAGGCUUUUGAACUGUAAUCUGGUGCGAAUUAUAAGGAAAAUAAGCCGAGUUGUGUAGACUUGAGACAGGACUGUGCUGUGCUGUUUGGCUGGUAGGUGAGCUAACCAGUGUUCAGCUGGUGGGUGAGCUGACCAGCACGUCGGGUUCGGCUGUUCUUCCUGAUGUCAGCGUUGUACGCCAAGGUUGGCCAACGGCAUCAAUAUUACUAAUAGCAUCUAGGCUACCGUUUGAGUUUUUCAUGGAUUAAUGACAACACAAGAUGUGACUAUUAUAUA
Messenger RNA from Zea mays, 1368 nucleotides. RefSeq lists its product as uncharacterized. Gene Ontology annotation, cellular component: chloroplast; mitochondrion. The transcript is spliced from 6 exons. Gene Ontology annotation, molecular function: ATP binding; transition metal ion binding; protein folding chaperone. Gene Ontology annotation, biological process: positive regulation of superoxide dismutase activity. The record is from RefSeq and is a predicted model, not a curated record. The coding region runs from base 264 to 1001 and encodes 245 amino acids. Lineage: Eukaryota; Viridiplantae; Streptophyta; Magnoliopsida; Poales; Poaceae.